This is a messenger RNA of Ilex paraguariensis (yerba mate), 1710 nucleotides long. The record is from the annotation of a GenBank genome assembly. NCBI's taxonomy places the organism in Eukaryota, Viridiplantae, Streptophyta, Magnoliopsida, Aquifoliales, Aquifoliaceae.
AUGGUGUCCGAAUCGAUGAUCAAGAACAAGUGGGUAGCCACAGUAGCUAGCAUAUGGAUUCAGUGCACAAGUGGUUCACUCUACACCUUCAGCAUCUACUCCGCCGCCCUCAAAACCACCCAAAACUACUCUCAGUCCACUCUCGACACAGUCUCUGUUUUCAAAGACUUCGGUGCCAACACUGGGUUACUAGCCGGAGUCCUCUACUCUUCACUUGCAUCGCCAUCAACGACCGCUACCACAUCCACCGCCGUGUACGGUGGUGGUGGAAGGCCGUGGGUGGUGAUCUUGGUGGGUGCUGGUCUGUGCUUUGCGGGUUACUUUCUGAUGUGGCUAUCGGUUGCCGGAGUGAUUCCUCCGCCGCCGGUGAUUGUCAUGUGCCUAUUUAUGCUUCUGGCGGCUCAGGCUACGACUUUCUUUAAUACUGCGAAUGUGGUCACUGCUGUUUUUAAUUUUCCCAAUUAUGGUGGGACUAUCGUUGGUAUCAUGAAGGGUUUUCUUGGGUUGAGUGGAGCGAUAUUAAUUCAACUAUAUCAGACAGCACUCAAUAAUAGGCCGACCUCGUAUCUUUUGCUAUUGGCGUUGUUACCCACUGUCAAUUCUAUAUUGUUCAUGUGUUUUGUAAGAAUCUAUAAGACAAAUGUACGAGAUGAGAAGAAGUACCUGAAUGUUUUCUCAUUGGUUGCGGUGAUUAUUGCUACUUAUCUCAUGGCCAUAAUAAUCAUAGAGAACACCCUUACUUUGCCAUUGUCAGGACACAUCAUUUCAUUUUGUGUACUCAUUUUGUUGAUUUUAUCACCUCUUUUCAUUGCAAUUAAAACCCAAAGAGUGACCUCCGUUAUGAUUUUAAGGACUUCCUUGAUUGAGCAGAACCAAUUGGUGGAUGACCAACACCAAUUAGAUACAGAGAGGAUGUACAUUAGACAAGAUGCUGGUGGAUAUAAUCAGGUUCCUGGUGGUGCUAAUCAAGAGACAAAUGUGAAUAAUCUCAAGACUUUGCAAUGGGCUGAAAACCUGAAUCUGUUGCAAGCCAUGUGCACCAUUGACUUCUGGUUUUUGUUUCUCACCACUGCUUGUGGUAUGGGCUCAGGACUUGCCACAGUGAAUAACAUCAGCCAAAUAGGAGGAUCUCUUGGUUACAAAGCCUCGGAAACAACCACGUUGGUAUCCUUAUGGAGCAUAUGGAAUUUCGUUGGACGUUUUGGAGCUGGCUAUGUGUCAGACUAUUUCCUGCAUGUGAAAGGAUGGGCAAGACCAUUGUUCAUUGCCAUCACCCUGGCAACUAUGAGCAUUGGUCUUGCUGUGAUUGCUUCUGGUUUGCGCGGGGCACUAUAUUAUGGCACUGUUGUGGUGGGUGUUUGUUAUGGUUCGCAGUGGUCAUUAAUGCCUACAAUCGCUUCUGAGAUAUUUGGUGCAGCACAUUUUGGAACAAUAUUCAACACGAUUACUAUUGCAGGUCCUGUUGGAUCUUAUUUUCUCUCUGUUAGGGUGGUUGGUUAUAUUUAUGACAAAGAAGCAUCAGCAAAAGGGAACACAUGCUCUGGCACUCAUUGCUUCAUGUUAUCUUUUUUUAUUAUGGCAUCUGCUACUUUUCUUGCAUCUCUUGUUGCCUUGGGAUUGUUUUUCCGGACGCGAACCUUCUACAAACAGGUUUUACGUAGAAGAUUGCAACAUUCUAUGAUGGAGGAAAAGAGUUAUAGUACUGAGUGA